Messenger RNA from Colletotrichum graminicola M1.001, 1473 nucleotides. RefSeq names its product tRNA splicing endonuclease subunit. The transcript has a single exon. Gene Ontology annotation, biological process: tRNA-type intron splice site recognition and cleavage. The coding region runs from base 1 to 1473 and encodes 490 amino acids. Gene Ontology annotation, cellular component: tRNA-intron endonuclease complex. The record is from RefSeq and is a predicted model, not a curated record. NCBI's taxonomy places the organism in Eukaryota, Fungi, Ascomycota, Sordariomycetes, Glomerellales, Glomerellaceae.
AUGCCUCUCGACGACGACGACAACCCUACGGCGGCGCCGGCCGCCCAGCUCCAAAACGACUCGGGCGCAGGCGACGAGGCCGAGGACGAAGGGCUCUUCGACAUGCGGCUGUUCGCCUCCAUGUUCAACAAGAAGGGCGUCGCGAGCCAGGCGGUGCGCAGGGGCCAGAAGGACUUUGAGUCGCACGGCACGCGCGCGCAGGAGGACGCCCUCGAGACGAGCAGACAGGUCAUCGAGGAAGUGCUCUCGUAUUCGCGCGUGCACCGCGACGCCUGGAGCAAGGGGUGGUACUUCCCCGACUACUGGGCCGAGACGCUGCGGGCCAUCGAGGAGGACGGGGAUGCGUCCGGGCUCGCGAGGCCUGAGUACCUGCAGGAGUUCCUGGCCGAGACGGGGCCGAUGUACGCAAAGGAGCGGGUCGUGGUCGUCGAGGACCUCAAGGGCACGCAGGCCAAGUCGAUGGGCCGGGUCAUCAGGGGGCUCAAGGCGCCGAGGCCAGCGGUCGGGAAGCUGUGGCUCCUGCCCGAGGAGGCGCUGUUCCUCGUUGAGAGGGGCAGCCUGGACCUCUGGUGGCCGUUCCGGGAGCUGAAAGAUGUCUUGCCGCCACCGUUGGAGGGCAAGGCCGCGGAGGAACACGUGCACGAUCCAGAAAAGACGAAGGCGGGCCCGGAAGAGGACUCGGAUGACGAAUUCGAAACCGGCGUGCCACUGAGCUUACAGGCCGCAUACGCGUUCUUCAUCGGUCUGGACGGCGAGCGGGGGAAGAUUACGCUUCCGAAAUAUCAAGUCUACUCUCACCUCCGGCGGUUGGGAUACUACGUCCAGCGCGCGCCGCCCGACGCGGUCGAUGCCGCGCCUCGACGGCCACAGCCCGCACGGAAGUCGCUAUGGCAGUGGCUCGUCUCCCUCCUGGACAGGUCCGCGCCCGCGCCGCCGCCCUACGGGCCCCUCGUCAGGCCGGGCGUCUACCGCCAGUACACGCACGUCUACAAACAGCUGGAGCUCCUGGCGCGGUACCAGCCAUCGCCGACGGCGCAGGAGCCGGCGGCGCCCGAGGACCCGUACAAGGUGCACUGGCACGUGUGGAAGCCGUCGAAGCACCCGAACCUGCGCGUGACGGACCUGCCGCCGCCCGACAUCCGGAUCGCCGUCGCCGACGCGCGCGACGACGCGGUGCCGUCGUUAGAGGAGGUGGCGGCGCUGCUGGACUCGACGCCGUACGACCCGCCCGACCCGAAGACGAUGGGCGGGCCGGGACGGUUGUACCAGAGGCUCAGGCACGGGCACCGCAACGUGCUGAUCGCGGUCGUGGACCGCGGGCUGGUGAACUUUAUGAGGUUCGGGCAGGCGGCGUUCGGCGAGGAGAAGCUGUACGAGCGGUUCGACAACCGGGGCGGGAUCCGCGGGGGCAAGAGGGGUGGCAGGGGCGGACGGGGGAGAGGGGGCGGAAGGGGAAGGGGGCGUGGCCGGUGA